AUGCCGCCGAGGGGGAGGAAGCACUGGUGCAAGCACUGCAAGAGGAGCUUCCCUUCCGGGGCCUCACUCGGAGGCCACAUGGCGGUCCACAGGAGCCGGCGCAAGAAACAACCGAGCGGCGCCCCGAGCAUCGCCGGCGAGAGGUACGGCCUCCGGGAGAGGUGCCAGAAGACGUCGUGGCUGCUGGAUUCCGCUUCCAGUGACGACGAUCGGUGGGCGUUGUUCCCCAAGACUGAAUGCCAGUUGUGCUUCAGGUCCUUUGCCUCCCCUGAUGCCCUGUCGAUGCACAUGAGGAUGCACAAGCGCCGCAGGAAGAUGGCUGUGGAGCACCAGGCAUCGGUAGGCGAUGGUGACCACAAUGUUCCUCUCUCUGCUGCUCCGGUGAUGAAGAGGAAGAGGUCGAGGAGGAUGGUUAUGGACACUGUUCCUUCCACGGUGAUGAAGUCAUAUGGGAUGGAGGAGGUCGAUGCCGCACGGAUUCUUGUGUCGCUUUCAGGAGAUAAUGGCAUGUGCUCAGCUUCUGUUGAUUGUGGUGAAGGUGGUGUGAUGGACGUCAACGCGGCAUUGGCGUUCGACACGCUCAUGACAGAGAUGGGGCUGAGUUCUUCUGAUCAUCAUGGAGAUGACAGAGUUGGAGAUAAUGAGUUGAUGGAGCCAGAGCCUUCUAGUAGCUCUUAUGAGGAAGGGAAGUUUGUCAGCCUUUCAAAGGUGUUGAGGGCAACAGCUACCUAUGAGUGCAAGCUUUGUGGACAGGUCUUCGCGUCUGGUCAGGGAUUGGGAGGCCACAGAAAGCGUCACAGUUUUGCUGAUCAUGGUAGAGUUCCAACUGUUCCCAAAUCUGAAGCGACUCAGCCUUGUGAAGAGCUGCUUCCACCGGAUCGCCGGUUGCUUGCUCUCAGCAUACCAGCUCCCAGCAUAUGGAACUGCAGCAGCACAAGACCAAAGCCUGAACCGAAUCCACUGUUGGCCGCAAGCAGCCUUUGGGAUGAACGAAUGCUGGGCGUUAUCUGA
This is a messenger RNA of Triticum turgidum subsp. durum (durum wheat), 1011 nucleotides long. The record is from the annotation of a GenBank genome assembly. NCBI's taxonomy places the organism in Eukaryota, Viridiplantae, Streptophyta, Magnoliopsida, Poales, Poaceae.